Molecule: messenger RNA, 1071 nt
Organism: Dothidotthia symphoricarpi CBS 119687
Lineage: Eukaryota; Fungi; Ascomycota; Dothideomycetes; Pleosporales; Dothidotthiaceae
Product: thioredoxin reductase
Exons: 6
Coding region: 1-1071 (356 amino acids)
Biological process (GO): removal of superoxide radicals
Cellular component (GO): cytoplasm
Molecular function (GO): thioredoxin-disulfide reductase (NADPH) activity
Source: RefSeq, a predicted model, not a curated record
AUGCAUUCAAAACUAGUCAUUAUUGGCUCGGGGCCUGCAGGCCACACCGCAGCUAUCUAUGCUGCGCGCGCCGACCUGAAGCCUGUCAUGUACGAGGGCUUCAUGGCUCUGGGUAUCGCUGCUGGAGGCCAAUUGACCACUACAGAUGAAGUAGAGAACUUUCCUGGUUUCACAAAGAUCCAGGGAGGGAAGCUCAUGGAACAAAUGCGUGAGCAGUCUGAAGAAUGCGGUACCGAGAUCAUUUCCCAGACCGUCGCGAAGGUCGACCUCAAAUCGCGUCCUUUCAAAUACUGGCUCCACCCCAUGGGUGACGAUGAUGUGAUUGAGGAGGAGGAACACACCGCCGAAGCGAUAAUCGUCGCAACUGGCGCAAAGGCAAGGCGAUUAGGCCUGGAAGGCGAGGAGAAGUUCUGGGGCAACGGCGUCUCCGCAUGCGCAGUCUGCGAUGGCUCACUACCCAUGUUCAGGAAUCAGCCUCUGGUUGUCAUCGGCGGCGGCGACUCAGCAGUCGAGGAGGCGCUAUACCUCACUAAGAAAGCAAAGAAGGUCUACGUCCUCGUACGAAGGGACAAGCUCCGAGCCAGCAGGACAAACGCUCGCCGCCUGACUACACACCCCAAGGUCGAAGUUAUGUUCAACACGGGCGCGACCGAGAUCAAAGGCGAGGAGAAGAAGAACGGACUCAUGACCCACUUGGUGGUUCGCAACAACGAAACCAAGGAAGAGAAGAGUAUCGAGGCGAAGGGCUUGUUUUACGCUGUCGGACACGACCCUGCGACGGGCCUGUUCAAGGAUCAGCUUGAUAUGGACGAGGAUGGCUACCUGAUCACCAAGCCCGGAGAAGGACUUACCAGUGUGGAAGGUGUUUUCGCUGCUGGUGACGUCCAAGAUAAGCGAUACCGACAGGCCAUUACCAGUGCAGGUUCCGGAUGCAUUGCUGCCCUCGAAGCCGAGAAGUGGCUCGCUGAGCGCGACGAGAAUGUUGGUAACGAGCUUGAAACCGAGAACCAGGCCGAGAAAUCCCAGACCAACGGCGUUGUACCUGAGUACCGCUCCAACCCGCUGUUGUAA